UUUGGCCCAGGAGAGAGGGGGUCCUGGCACACACGGCCGAACUUUACCCAACGGCUCUCUUUGCAUUUAACCACCUGUUGCUUGCUAUUUAUACACUGCAGAUGCUCCAGAGAAAAUCCCGCUCUUACAGAGAGUCCUAACUGUGCUUUGCUUUGCUUGUUGUUUGACAUGAUACUAUAGCAUCCACUUUGUUCAUCUUUUUCGUUUAACUAAUUUCUUCUCUUUUUUUUGUCCUUUUUCUUUACAAUUAUAAGCUGCUUCGAUCUCGAUCUGUUUUGGUCGAUUGAGAUCAGCAAGCAAGCAACCAUCUUUUUAUUUUUAUUUUAUUUUUCUUUCAUACAUCUCCACCUAUUUUUUGCUGGUUGGAGUUCUUCUAUUUCUCUUUUAUCUUUUCAUAGUUUCGAUUUGCACUUCAGCUUUUCUGAUCUACUCACCAUCAUCAUCAGCUUGCGGCUGCUCAGGUCAGAUCAGCUUGUUUCAUUCGCAUCUAUAGCUUCUUUUUUUCCGCUCAAACUGUUCAGAUUUGCAAGCGAGAUCGGUGCCAAUGGAGAACGCCUUUAAAUCGUUGAGCUCUUCGGCAAAAUCGCCAUCGUUCAUGGCUUCCAACAAGCACUAUCACGGCGUCGUCAACCACCAGCCUCCGUUCCCACAACCGCCGGCGACGCCACCGCAGCCUCCGCUCCUGCCGCUGCCGGCGCGCCCCCAUGCCCCGCCGCCGCAGCAGCACGCCGCCUGGCCGGCGCCACAACGUUCCAAGAAACCAAGCCACGCCACCGCCACCGCCGCCGCCGCCGCCGCGGCGCUGGGCCCCAAGAAGACGGCGCCGGUGCCCAUCCCUGUACAGGCGGCGCCGUCGAAGAAGAGGGCGGCGGCGGCGAGCCAGCAAGAGGCGGCGGAAUGGACGACGACGACGGACUCGCUGUACUCGGUGUCGCCGCCGCCGAGCUGCGUUCCGAUGCCGACGUCCCUGCUGGUCGGUGCAGCGGCCGGGAGGAAGGCGGCGACCGCGUGCGCCGUGGAGGUGGCCGGCGGUGGCGGCGUGGACGUCGGAGCGACCGACGAGCUCCGGCGGCUACUCCGGCUCUAGCGGCCCCACACGUGCCCCUGCUUGCAGCAACAUGCCAUCGAUGUUUGUUGUUUGUUCUACGUUUUGGUGCAACUUGUAUACGUGCCCGAAAUAAAGAUGAGCACGAUGUUAUUGCUACAGGUUGUAUUGGGUAUUUGCCCUCUGAAUUCAAUAUAUACAAUGUGUUUGUGUUUGUGUCACCAGCUGGAUUGAAAAUGAGAAAGUUUUGUUCUUCUUUUGUUGAUCUACUCCGAAAUGCAAACCAAGGUCAGUUCAUAGCAGAAAAGGUUGCGAGGAGAUUAGAGUCUUUGUAUUGGUAGAUCUCAUCUCAGAAUAAUAAGCAAGGGGCAGGUUGUCACCGUUUCUUCACCUGAAGCAAUAGUAGAUGUGGAGAAUGGAGAAUUCUGUAAAUCAGAUCACUAUGAAUUCUGAUUUCAAUUAUCACGCAGACAUGCAGCGAGGUGUUUUGUCGACACGUUGCAUACCUUACGAAAAAGUGGCAAAUGAUCACUCAUCCCUUCUUAAAAACAGAAACAGCUUUAUUAAAUCUGGUGCAAGAAUUGGCAACAGCAAGGAAAAUGCAGUAAACCCUUCUUGUCAAUGGGGACAACUGUAUCACGAUUGAUCAGUCUUUACGCGCUACAACCAGAAACCAACCCCUAUCCACAUUCUCCAUUAUUUCUCCGACAAAAAAAAAAGGGGGAAAGAUCUCAUACAUAUACAAUGCAGUCUCCUCUCUGAAAUGAUAAUGUAGCCUAUUUAGUAUACAGUCUGAAGAUCCAAGUAGGAAGAAUCAGCAGUCGCAGAAUGCACGGAGGGUUUCGUCGAGGGCAUUCCUGUCGUAAUCGCCAGUGAAAACACAGCUUCCCAGA
Messenger RNA from Oryza sativa Japonica Group (Japanese rice), 1938 nucleotides. Its product is annotated as CASP-like protein 4A1. The record is from RefSeq and is a predicted model, not a curated record. NCBI's taxonomy places the organism in Eukaryota, Viridiplantae, Streptophyta, Magnoliopsida, Poales, Poaceae.